This is a messenger RNA of Peromyscus eremicus (cactus mouse), 1413 nucleotides long. It is a transcript of the gene Nfe2, whose product is annotated as nuclear factor, erythroid 2. Gene Ontology annotation, biological process: regulation of transcription by RNA polymerase II. Gene Ontology annotation, molecular function: RNA polymerase II cis-regulatory region sequence-specific DNA binding; DNA-binding transcription factor activity, RNA polymerase II-specific. The record is from RefSeq and is a predicted model, not a curated record. The transcript has 2 exons. Gene Ontology annotation, cellular component: nucleus. NCBI's taxonomy places the organism in Eukaryota, Metazoa, Chordata, Mammalia, Rodentia, Cricetidae. Bases 51 to 1172 code for a protein of 373 amino acids.
GGAGCCCUUUGAGCUUUGGGGGAACCAGGGCCAGCAGCUGGCACAGUAGGAUGCCCCCGUGUCCUCCUCAGCAGAACAGGAACAGGUUGUCACAGCUGCCUAUUGGGGAGCUGGGCGAGAUGGAACUGACUUGGCAAGAGAUCAUGUCCAUUACUGAGCUGCAGGGUCUAAAUGUUCCGAGUGAGCCAUCCUUUGAGCCCCAAGUUCCCACCCCAUACCCUGGACCAUUGCCACCUCCAACAUACUGCCCCUGUUCAGUUCACCCAGAUGCAGGCUUCUCCCUGACCCUACCACCUUAUGAGCUCUCAGCACCUACUCCUCAUGUCCCAGACCUCCCAUACUCCUAUGGCAACAUGGCUAUACCAGCGUCAAAGCCACUCACCCUUUCAGGCCUGCUCAAUGAGCCCCUUCCAGAUCCCUUAGCUCUUCUGGACAUUGGGCUGCCAGUGGGGCCACCCAAGCCCCAAGAAGACCCAGAAUCCGACUCAGGAUUAUCCCUCAAUUACAGUGAUGCGGAAUCUCUUGAGCUAGAGGGUGCAGAGGCUGGCAGGCGGAGGAGCGAGUAUGUGGACAUGUACCCUGUGGAGUACCCUUACUCCCAUAUGCCCAACUCCUUGGCCCACCCCAACUAUACUUUGCCGCCCACUGAGACACCCUUGGCCUUAGAGUCAUCCUCUGGCCCUGUGCGGGCUAAACCUGCUGUCAGGGGGGAGGCGGGGAGUCGUGAUGAGCGGCGGGCCCUAGCCAUGAAGAUUCCCUUCCCUACGGACAAGAUCGUCAACUUGCCUGUGGAUGACUUUAAUGAGCUGCUAGCGCAGUACCCUCUAACAGAGAGCCAGCUGGCUCUAGUCCGGGACAUCCGACGGCGGGGCAAGAACAAGGUGGCAGCCCAGAAUUGUCGCAAGAGAAAACUGGAAACCAUUGUGCAGCUGGAGCAGGAGCUGGAGCGCCUGGGCAGUGAAAGAGAGCGGCUUCUCAGAGCCCGAGGGGAAGCGGACCGCACUCUGGAGGUCAUGCGCCAACAGCUGGCAGAGCUGUACCAUGACAUUUUCCAGCAUCUUCGGGAUGAAUCUGGCAACAGUUAUUCACCAGAGGAAUAUGUACUCCAACAGGCUGCUGAUGGGGCCAUCUUUCUGGUACCCCGUGGGGCCAAGAUGGAGGCCACGGAGUGAGCUGGCCUAGAGACUAACAAUGGUGCUAGGGCCUCCCCUCAUUCUCUUCUGAUAAAGGUACUCCCCAACCCCAGGACUCACAAGGCACCGAGUUCUCCAGACCAAAAGAGGGUAGAUGCCACCUUAGCAUUUGGUCUUUCCAAGGUGUGUUCAGUGAGGUUCACCUGGAGGCCAGGUGAGUGCUGGCUUCCUAGGCCCCAAGCCUCCACCUCUUGUCUAAGCUUUGGUCCAUAAAGAGCUG